AUGUUGGGUAAAUUUUUAUUAUUUAAAAACGUAUUGAAACCUUUGGAAUCAUUAACAAUAAUUCAGUCGAAACAAUUUAUUGAUAUAGUCGAAUAUUUAUACAAUUGUUGUGUUAUUCAUCGUGAUUUAUGUCCAGAAAAUUUGAUGCUUGAUUAUAAUCAACAACAUUUAAAAUUAAUUGAUUUUGGUUCUGCUAUAACUUAUCAAAUCGAUGAAUUACCAAGAAGACGGUGGAUCGAAGGAACAAUUUCAUAUGCUGGUUUUCAAUUUUUAAAUUCAUAUCAUUGGUUAUCAUUAAUGACAGGAAUUCAUAACUGUUGUGAUUAUGAAAGAACCUUUGAUCUACAUUGUGCAAUAAAUAUCAUUUUGUGUACGACAGAUGAUAGCAUCCAAGAAAGAAUUAUUUCAAUUGAAAAUACAUCGUCUUUUGAAGAAAAAGUAACAACAUUACUUAAAUUGUGGAAAGAUAUAGAGCAGAGCAAUAAGCAAUAUUCUAAAUUAUUAGAAUUGGUGAACAACAUGACAGAACCAUUACAAUUUGAUGUUAUCAAAGAUGAAAUAGAAAAGCUUUUCUAA
Messenger RNA from Rotaria sp. Silwood2, 576 nucleotides. Lineage: Eukaryota; Metazoa; Rotifera; Eurotatoria; Philodinida; Philodinidae. The record is from the annotation of a GenBank genome assembly.